CGUACGCCGAGUGGGCCGCAAUGGCGUUAGGUUGCCGGUGAGCGGGAGGUGUGGGGAGAGAGAGAGAGAGAAGCUGGUGGUCGGUUGGUGGGGGUGCGGCAAAGUGCGAGCUCCGACAGCCGUUGGGAUUACAGCUGAGCCCCAGCCAUGGACUGAAGAGGAGGCGGCGUCGGUGGUGCCAGCCCGACAGGCCGCUCGCCAUGAACAUCGACGUGGAGUUUCACAUCCGCCAGAACUACCCGUGGGCCAAGCUGCCGGCCAACGUCAGGCAGAGCCUUGGGAACUCUCAACGCGAGUAUGAGAAACAGGUUCUGCUUUACAGCAUCCGCAAUCAGCUGCGAUAUAGAACUAACUUGGUUAGAUACAUCAAGAAAGAUGAACGCAAAUAUUAUGAAGAGCUAUUUAAGUAUAGCAGAGAACAUCUCAUGUUGUAUCCAUACCAUUUAUCUGACAUAAUGGUGAAAGGAUUGCGGGUCACACCUUUUUCCUAUUAUAUAGGAAUUAUGGAGGAUAUCAUGAACAGCGAAAAAAGUUAUGAUUCAUUACCUAACUUCACAGCUGCUGAUUGUUUAAGGCUUUUGGGAAUAGGAAGGAACCAGUAUAUUGACCUCAUGAAUCAAUGUAGAUCAUCAAAAAAAUUUUUCAGGAGGAAAACUGCUCGUGACUUGCUACCAGUGAAGCCUGUAGAGAUUACUAUUGAGCCAUGGUGGGUGGUUCAGGCUGGUUUCAUCACAGAAGAUGAUAUCAAGCUUUGUUCUGGGCCUGAAAAGAGUUCUAUUGAUAAAAUUAUUGAUUCAGGACCUCAGUUGGUUGGAGUACUGGAACACAAUGUGGUUCUUGGUUUGUACAACAAAGGCUUCAUUUACCUUGAUGUACCAAUAUCUGAUGACAGCUGCAUUGCAGUUCCACCGUUGGAAGGGUUUGUGAUGAACAGGGUGCAAGGUGAUUACUUUGAAACGCUUCUCUACAAGAUUUUUGUUUCUAUCGAUGAACAAACCAAUGUUGCAGAGUUGGCAAAUGUGCUGGAGAUAGAUCUAUCCCUUGUAAAGAAUGCAGUGUCAGUAUACUGCCGGUUGGGCUUUGCACAUAGAAAAGGACAAGUGAUAAAUGCAGAUCAGCUUCACCCAACGUGGAGGAAUGUUCCAUCAGUCAACAGAUUAAAGUGUGCAAUGGACCCUCAGAAGAUGCUGCUGUCGUGGGAUGGGAUGGAAAAUCGGAGUCCUGUGCAUGACACCACAUCAACAACAGACACUGAUGCAACUAGUCAAGAAGAUGUGGCUGACUCUGCCAGUGUGAACAGUUUAAGCUUGCCCAGUGGACAUACUAAAAGAAUUGCAUUCCUGUUUGAUUCAACCCUCACAGCGUUUUUAAUGAUGGGAAACCUUUCACCGAACCUAAAGAGUCAUGCUGUGACUAUGUUUGAAGUUGGGAAAUUAUCAGAUGAGUCUCUAGACAGCUUCCUUGUGGAACUUGAAAAGGUUCAGAACACUGGUGAGGGGGAGGCGCAGAGAUACUUUGAUCAUGCACUAACUCUGAGAAACACUAUAUUGUUCCUGCGGCACAAUAAAGACCUAGUCACUGAUGACGAACAGCCAAGCAAUGGUUUUCCAUUGGAUCUGUUACGUUGCGAGAGCUUAUUGGGAUUGGAUCCUGCCACCUGCAGCAGAGUCCUGAACAAGAAUUACACUCUGUUGGUCUCAAUGGCACCACUCAGCAAUGAAAUCCGACCAAUAAGCAGCUGCACACCACAGCACAUAGGACCAGCCAUCCCAGAAGUAAGUUCAAUUUGGUUUAAACUCUACAUCUACCAUAUUACUGGACAAGGACCUCCAUCAUUAUUGCUUACGAAAGGAUCAAGGCUUAGAAAACUCCCUGAAGUUUUUCAGGGCUAUGACCGGCUGCUUAUAACCUCCUGGGGACAUGAUCCUGGUGUUGUUCCUACUUCAAAUGUGCUCAGUAUGCUGAAUGAUGCUUUAACGCAUUCUGCUGUUUUAAUACAGGGUUAUGGUAUCCAUGGUGAGGGAGAAACUACAUAUGUUCCAUUUCCCUUUGAUGAAGUGGAGAUGAAUGGAGAAUUUUCCCGGAGCAACAUGUGUUCACAUCGAGCUUUGAAAGCGUUGAGGGCAAAACUAGAUCUGGACCAUUUCUGCGGGUUUGUGAACAUGCUGAACCCUCGAGCUCGGCGUGGCAGUGGCAGGAGACCCAGUGAAGACCUGGAUGAGAAAGAAGAAUUUGAAUCCCCAUCUGGCUCUGUACAAGGCAGCACAGAAUCAUUUGAGUUGGUGACAGAUGAGCCCGUGUCUGAUUCUGCAACCAAAAGAACUUCUGAAGCCUCCACAACAGAGCAGGAAUGGAUUCCUCUGGAGCUGUGCUUUGGAAUCCCACUCUUUGUUUCAGAACUGAACAGAAGAGUUUGUCAGAAAAUUGCCGCACAUGGAUUGUGCGGGAAGGAGAGCCUUCUGAAACUCCUGCAUUCCAGUAGGAAGCUAUCUCUGCAAGUCCUCAGCUUUGUACAGUCAUUCCAGGAAACUGGUGACUCAGAUAGUGGUCGGACAACUUUAUUUCCCCAGACAUCAUCCAUUGAUGCAGGAGUUCCUCUUCCAGCUAAGAACCUGAUCUUCAGAGAUGGUGUUUUAUCUGAAUGGGUUAGACGGUCUCCCUUACCUGUACAUAUUGCAAGGUUGCACAAGGACCAAACUAAUUAAACACAUUUCUAUUGUUAUGAUACUGCACAUCUCAAUAAGCAAGUCUCAGACAAUAGUGCUGUUUCUUUCACUUCUUCCAUACUUGGAUUUUCUCUCCUCCCUUUCUUUAACUGUUCUUUCUUCCCUCUACCCCUCUCCCUCUUUCUACCUCCCUCACUUCUCUCAACCUUUCUCUUCUCUCUACUCCACCCUUUCUCCUCUCUCCCCCUCCUCUCUACCCCACUCUCUCUCUGUCCUCCACCCUCUUUCUCCUCUGUACCUCACCCCUCUCUCCUCUCUACCCUGCCCCUCUCUCCCCCGCACCUCUCUCCUGCUCUCUACCCCACUCUCUGCUUUCUACUCUUCUCUUCUCGUCCCUACCCCCUUUUCAGUCCCAAAAGGACAACCAAGUUCUAAAUGCUGAUCCAAAUUGAUGUGGUUAUUUAGCACCUUAAUAAUGUUUUAAAAGUAAACUAUGGCUCUUAAUGAUUUAAAUUUCUUGUGCAAAAUGGUGGAAAAAUAAUUUCUGAUAACGUAAGCAAAUUGGUGUGAAGAAUUACUUGGUAUUUCCACUUGAAACUGUUGGGAAAAAUAUGUGUAGCUUUUUCUUUAAACCAGUGUUUGCGAUUGCGAGAUGUAGGGGCUAACGGUGAGUUGUAUGGUGUAUAGCAAACCCAUACAACGGUGAUCACAAUCUCACUCGCACUGAUCUAGUCAAAUCGAGAAUCUGUUUUCUUUCUUUCCUUCUACCCAGAGGACUGUCUGGAGUGACAUUUAGAGGCCCAGUGAGCCGGUGAGCACAGAUGUUGGCCAUUGUAGUAAGCCAAUCCCCUUGGCUGUAGGUGAAAUAGAAUUUCAGCUGUUUGCCCUCUGUGCCUCUGAGUGAAAACUGCUUGGAUUGGAAAGUGUUCGUUAGCACACCUCAUCCAUAAUCCAAUUGGAUCUGGUCUGCUGAAGACUCUUCAGCCAUAAGUUUAUUUUUUUUUAAUUAAAAAAAAUAGCACUGUUUGCGAUUGAGAUCCUUGUGCUAAAUAUCCAUGACAAUGAUUGGUGUACAACAAUGCCGAGCUACAAAUUUUUGUUCAAAAUGUGAUUGAAAACCGGAAACUGUUUUAGCUUUGAGCAAGUUUAAUUAUGAACAAGCUGUAGAUUUGAUCUGGUGUGCGGGUUUCUCAACAGGUACAGACUCUAGUUAACUGAUCCUGAGAUUUCUGAAAGAUAUCAAAUACUGCACUUAGCGUUUGAAUGGUUUUAAAGUAUUGAAACCAAUAUCAAAUUCUGUGGAGAGAUCAGGAGCAAGGUUUCGAUUAAUUUGAAUGUACUUUAAUAGAAUUUCUAUCUAAUGCAAGUCUUUUUUGGCAUAAAAGCAAUUUUUUUAACCAUCAGCCUAUUAUAACUUUUCAGCAUCAAUGCAGUUGAAUUCUCUUUAUUUUCUGACGGCACCAAAAGGGGCCAUUUGGCCCAUUGAGUCUAUGCCAGCUUGAAAUGCACACCCAUCAGUCCACUUCCCCCUUGAUUAUUUUGAGUUUUUUUUAAAUGUCCACUGCUGAAGCUGGCUGACAGAUGUCUUGAAUUUACCAGAUUGUUUCAUUUUUAAAAACUGGAAAUGGUUUGGCAGGUAAGGUGACUGAUAAAGGUUUGCUUGCAUCCUACAAAACCUGACUUGCACACGAGAUACUUUCUCUGUUGAACUCCAUUGCAAAGCAGUUUGUCCAUGGUCAGUUUGAGCUGCUACUUAUGUUGAUUUCAUUCUUCCUGAGGUAUUAAGGUAUCUGAUCCAAACCAUUGGAAAAUGAAUUAUCCAAGUGGCUGAUUCGCUCUGUCUGUUACAACAAACUGCAUCUACACUUGGACAGUUGCCUUGACACUGUCUUUCCCCAUUGUUCUGGGACCAGUAAUGUUGUGCACAUGAUGCUUAAAUGCUGUCCUGUUAGUAACAGACCUGUUAAACCUCCUAUGCACCUCUGUGUACUUGUCUUUUAUAGUUCAUCUGCUAUUGAAAUGCUACAUGUCAUUGUAAUUUCACAAGUAACCCUUAUCUUAUUUUCAUUCCUGUCAGCCUCUGGGUGCCCAAGGAAUUAUCUUAGCAAUAAGAGCUAUGAAGUAUGAGAAUAGAAACCAUGAAAAUGUAUAUAGUAAUGUAGGCAUCAAGUGUAUGCGUGUGUUCAUUGACUAAUUAUCUGUAAUGCCAGGCAACGAUCAUUUGUCUUUCUUACUUUUCUGUACACCUGUCUUGUUUUGCAAAAGAAAAAGUUAAGUUGUUGUUGACAUGCACAUUCCAAGUACUUCAGUUGGAGAUUUGACCCCUCAAAUUGGAAACAUUCUGACUGGUGAGACUGUUGAUUCAUGGUAAAGAAGAGUACCUUUGGAAAUUUAUUCUGAUAUUAUCUUGGAAGAAUAUAGCUAAUAAAUGUUAUUGAGAUUUGAUAAUCCA
Messenger RNA from Pristis pectinata (smalltooth sawfish), 5118 nucleotides. It is a transcript of the gene fam91a1, whose product is annotated as family with sequence similarity 91 member A1. Lineage: Eukaryota; Metazoa; Chordata; Chondrichthyes; Rhinopristiformes; Pristidae. Bases 201 to 2705 code for a protein of 834 amino acids. Gene Ontology annotation, biological process: intracellular protein transport. The record is from RefSeq and is a predicted model, not a curated record. The transcript has 24 exons. Gene Ontology annotation, cellular component: cytoplasmic vesicle; trans-Golgi network.